Molecule: messenger RNA, 201 nt
Organism: Meloidogyne enterolobii
Lineage: Eukaryota; Metazoa; Nematoda; Chromadorea; Rhabditida; Meloidogynidae
Source: the annotation of a GenBank genome assembly
CCAUGGAAUGGCUGGUUUUGGAGGACAAAAUAACAGAAAAACUUGACCAAGAAAUUCUAAAAGGGCGAGAAAAGGUUGAAAAAUGGAGAGAACAACAGAAGAAACUUCAAGAAAAAGACUGCUGAAGGGAUACUUGCCCCUCCGUUACAUGAAGAAGCUAAACCUUCAUCUUCUUGGACUUUGGAAGGAGAAGAUGAUGAU